CCGCUGCUGCAGCAGGUUGUGUACCUUUUUCGGCUAGAAUUUCGCUAAACUAGGCUAUAUUAUUUAACCAUCGUUUUAAUCGCACAACAGUCAGUACCUGUGCGUGUGUGUGUUCUGUGAUGUGAAACUGAGUGCAAUUCGAAAUCGAUCACCCUGUCCCAGAAAAAGUGAGGUUUUCUCCGUUCAACCUUUCCCGUCAAAAUGAAGGACGACAUCGUUUAUCUGGUCCUGCUGGGCCUGUGCAUCGGGUUCGGUCACUUCUACCGGAAGUUUAAGGAUCCCGAGGAGAAGAAGCUGCUCGGAACAUGUCUUGGGAUUCUGGUGAUGGUAUCCGUGUCCGGACUUCACACCGUGCACAUGCUGUUCUGCUAUCUGGUGGCCAGCCUUAUCAUUGUCUAUGCUAAUCGCAAGACAUGCCAUCUGGUCACGUUUGGAUUUAUGUUUGGGUACUUAUUCCUGUUCCGGUCAGUUACUUAUCUGGGUUUCGAUGCCCCACCAGGUCACACCAACAUGAUACAGAUGAUUCUCACCCUGAAGCUGGUAGGACUGGCGUUCGAGGUCAACGCGGCCUACACCAAAUCCCUGGGCGACGGAGCUGCCAAAAAAGACGACGACACGAAAACCCUGGCUGAACCGCUAAGCGAAAACGAGAAAGCGCUCUUGAAACUCGACCUGCAGAAUGUCUUCCAUUACUGCUUCAACUACGUUGGCAUACUCACGGGCCCUUACUUUACGUACAAAACCUACCGCGAUGCCCUGUACCUGCCGUUUAGCUCAAAAGCCGACUGUAUUGGAGCUACUGUCGAAAAGCUAAAGGUUAUCCCCCUCUACGCCGGAUUAUUCCUGCUAAUCUCCUACGUUUGGCCGUUGAACUACGCCACAUCGGCGGAGUUCUACGAGGAGCGUUCGUUCUUCUACCGCCUCAUGUACGUGUGGCCGACGUUCUUCAUCUUCCGUAUGCGCAUCUACACCGGCAUACUGCUUAGCGAGUGCGUUUGCACGAUGGCCGGAUUCGGGGCGUACCCGAAGCUGUGCGCCAACAAAAGCGGUCACGGACCGAGCAAGGAUUGCAGCGCCAUGAUCGGAAACCCGGACGAGCACGAGUACGACUUUGAAACGGUGCGCAACAUCGACGUCAUCAACACGGAACGGUGCUGGACGUUCCGGGAGGCGAUGCGCUACUGGAACACCUGCGUCCAGUACUGGAUGGCCAUGUACGUGUACAAACGGUUCCCGAGUAAGAAGUACCGCACACUCGCUACGCUGGCCGUUUCCGCCAUCUGGCAUGGCGUUUACGCCGGUUAUUACUUCUGCAUCUGUGCCGCGCCCUUCUACCUUCCCAUCGAAGAUCUGUACGUGAAGCUGUUUAUCAAAAAUGCAACCGGAACGAAGCUCAAAGUGCUCAACGUCAUCUGCUGGAUCUCCAAGUUCUUUGCCUUUUCCUACAUGGGCAUCGCCUUUCUACUGCUGACGAUCGAGAAAAUCUGGUUCUAUUACAACUCGGUGUACCAUUUCGGGUACAUCUUCUGGAUUGUGCUGUACGGCGUAGGCGUGCUCAUUGCCAAGGACAGAAAAGCCAAGGCCAAACGGGCGGAGAGGCUGGCGGCGGCGGCAGCAACAGGGGCGGAAGUGGCUGGCCAGUAGAUUAAUAAGAAACGGCACGAAAAUUGUAACGAAUUGUACAACACCAGCAUGCAUCUAGAUCAAGUUUGUUCGAACGAAUUCAACCGCAGAGAUAUUUUUUUUUGAUAACCGUAGUUCAAUGUUUUCGGGUAAUAAUAGCGAGUAGGUGCAACAUUUUGCAAUAGCUGACUUUUAGACUCAUAAACAUUGCUGUUUGUCGAAUAAAAAGUUUGAAAGUUAUGCAAAAAUAAAAGAAAGUUUUAAGCUCA
Molecule: messenger RNA, 1892 nt
Organism: Culex pipiens pallens (northern house mosquito)
Lineage: Eukaryota; Metazoa; Arthropoda; Insecta; Diptera; Culicidae
Gene: frj
Product: lysophospholipid acyltransferase 7
Exons: 4
Coding region: 202-1644 (480 amino acids)
Biological process (GO): phosphatidylinositol biosynthetic process; lipid modification
Cellular component (GO): membrane; mitochondria-associated endoplasmic reticulum membrane contact site
Molecular function (GO): lysophospholipid acyltransferase activity
Source: RefSeq, a predicted model, not a curated record